Molecule: messenger RNA, 362 nt
Organism: Drosophila suzukii
Lineage: Eukaryota; Metazoa; Arthropoda; Insecta; Diptera; Drosophilidae
Gene: pre-mod(mdg4)-W
Product: pre-mod(mdg4)-W
Source: RefSeq, a predicted model, not a curated record
GUUUCCAGAAGAACUUGCCAGUAGACAUGGUAUAUGACGGAGACGGAAACGUUAUGCACUUCAUUCCCAACAUUCAAACCAUUCGCAGUCAGAAAAAGACCAUACAGCUAUUGUUUAACAAAUAUGUCUAUACCAAAAGCAACACUCACGGAAACACCACAUACUGGCACUGCCGUAGUCGUCGCAACGGAAGAAGCCCGUGCAACGCUCGCUUUCUCAUCACUAAGCUCAAGAACGGGCGGUACAAGGUUUGUCUGUCCCAGCCGGAGCACAAUCAUCCGCCUACGAAGCGCCAAUAUAAACAGAAUAAAUAGAUUUUAAGCUGAGCGAAAUAUAAACGCGCCAUGAAUUGGCAAACAGCA